CCGGGCGCAAGUGCGCGGCGCGCCGCCCGCCGAGGCUCCUCCCGCGGUGGCGGCGGACCCGGCGACCCUCGGCCGGUUCUCUGUACCCCUGGCCUGGGGCUCCGGCGGGCUCCCGAGGGCUCCGGAGGGCACCGGCGGGGCUCUGGGUCCGUCGUGGGGGCACGUCCUCGACAGCUUGGGCCUCGGCUCGCCGGGCUGGCUGCGGCGGGCCGGUCUCCUAGGUAACCCUAGAGGCCCGAGUCCCCUCCGAUGGGCAGAAUGACUGACUGGAGCAGGAUUUUUGACCAAAACGUGCUGGUCCCCCCCCACCCCCAGAGAGCACGCCAGCCUUUAAAGGAAUCGACCGCCUUUCAGUGCAUCCUGAAGUGGCUCGAUGGGCUGCUAAUUAAGCAGGGAAUGCUGGAGGUGCUCUCGGAGGUGGGCUGCUGCCUGCGCGUGUCCCUCUUUGACGUCACCUACCGACACUUUUUCGGGAGGACGUGGAAGACCGCCGUGAGGCCGGUGGAGCAGCUGUCCAGGAUCGUCUUCGAUGAGCCCUUGUAUUUUCACACGUCCCUGAGCCACCCGAACAUCGUGGCCGUGGUUGAAGUGGUCACUGAGGGCAGGAGGCCAGACGGCUCACUCCAGGCUUCAUCGUGCGGGUUCGGAAUUCUUCGCAUCUUCGGCAACAAGCUGGAGUCUCCCACCUCUGCCUCCCAGGACAAGCGGUUGAAGCUGUGUUACGGCAGCCCCCGAGCCCUCCUGCACCCGCUCCUCCAGGACCCUGUGGAACAACACAAGCACGUGACCCUCGUGGAGCGCUGCAGCCUGCAGUACACGCUGAGGUCGCACCCGCUCCUGGAGCCCGCGUUCCACCUCAUUCCCGAGAACCUUCUGGUGUCCGGUCUGCAGCACAUUCCCGGCCUCCUUCCGGCUCACGGGGAAAAGGGGGACGCCCUGCGGAAGCCUCGCCUUCAGAAGUCUGUCACGGGGGACUUGGACGAUGUGUACUUCACGCUCUACCCCUCCCUGGAGAAGUUUGAGGAAGAGCUUCUGGAGCUCCUCAUCAGCGACCACUCCGGGGAGAAGGGCGUUCCGCUGGAUGGCGGCGCGCUGGAGAUCUUGGAGCGGCGCCUGCACGUGGGCGUGCACAACGGCCUGGGCUUCGUGCAGAGGCCCCAGGUCGUGGUGCUGGUGCCUGAGAUGGACGUGGCCUUGACGCGCUCUGCCAGUUUCAGCAGGAAGGUUGGCUCCUCCUCCAAGGCCAGCUCCGGAAGCCAGGCCCUGGUUUUGAGAAGCCGCCUCCGACUCCGCGAGCUGGUCCGUCACCCGGCGUUCGCCGUGGUCUUUCAGCUGGAGUACGUGUUCAGCAGCCCCACGGGGGCGGACGGCAAGGCAGCCUCGGUCGCCCCUUUGUCCGGCGUGGCGUGCAUGCACAUGGUCCGCUGGGCCGUCUGGAACCCCUUGCCGGAAGCCGGCUCCGGGAAGGUGAUCUUGCCUCUGCAGGGGGGGGUCCGGCCCAACCCCUCGCACUGUCUGGUCUAUAAAGUGCCCCCAGCCCGCAUGAGCUCCGAAGAGGUGAGGCAGGUGGAGUCGGGGACGGUCCAGUUCCAGUACUCGCUGAGCUCCGAGGGACCCCGGGACACAGCGCCAGGGCACGGCCACAGCCCGGACGCAGAGCGACAGCCCUCCAGGAAGUGUUCCAACGAGCAGCGACCCGCAGUCCUGCCCCUCUCGCGCUGGCCUGUCUCCCGGGAGCCUGGGCUCUCCAGCUCUCCUCGAAUUGCCAGGGAUGUCGUGGAGCACUGCUGGCGGCACACAGCGGCGGGCAGACGGUCGGGCCCUGGCCAACUUGGGCUCCCGCCUCACCUCCAUCUGCUUCCCCCGCCAGGCCUGCCAGCGCCGCCAGCCCAGGGGCACGCUGCCCUCCAGGACUCGCCCGUGGGACCCGGGUUGUCUCUCUCCCAGCUGGUGGCUUCCCCACAGUGUGCCCCCCGGCGCCGCUCCACUGCAGCCUCCUCCCUGCAUCCCGACGGCGGCUCUGAGCCCUCCCCGGCCCAGGUGCAGGGGCUCCCCUUGGAGGGCGGGAUCUCCCAUCUGGAAGCCGAGCUGAGCCAGGUGUCCUCGGUCCUGGGACACUUGCAGGAGCUGCCCUUCACGCCGGUGCACGUGCCCAUCGUCGUGGGCGCCCAGGCCAGGAGCUCUGGAAGUAAGCUCUCGCGAGCCUCAAGGGCGCUCCUGCAGGCCUCCGGCUUUCCCGAGAUUCUGGACGCCAAUAGGCAACCCGCCGAGGCUGUAAAUCCCACAGAUCCCGUGGAAUUCAACCCCCAGAAGGAAGAAUCAGAUCGUCUACAAAGCAACGAAAUAGUUCUGCAGUUCCUUGCCUUUAGCAGAGUGUCCCAGGAGAGCGGGGCAGCGCCGUGGCCCAAGACCGUGUAUUUCACCUUCCAGUUCUACCGCUUCCCACCCGUGAGGACGCCGCUGUUGCAGCUGGUCAGGCCGGACGACGCCGGCAGGACGCACUCCGGGUCCCUGCUGCAUCUCCUGGUUCUGGCCGACAGAGACGGUUCCUCCGGGGCCGGCUCUCCCGGCUUCCAGCUCAAGUUCCUGGUGGAGCCCAGACUCCUGAGGCCCGGAGAGCAGCGCUGGCUCGCCCGCUACCUGGCCGCGCAGGCCCUCCAGCUGGACGUGUGGGACGGAGACUCGCUGCUCCUCGUGGGGUCCGCUGCCGUCCAGAUGCAGCACCUCCUCCGCCAGGGGCGGCCGGCCGUGCAGGUGUCGCAUGAGCUGGAGGUCGUGGCCACGGAAUACGAACAGGACGUGGUGGGGAGUGGAGACGUGACCAGGUCCGGCAGCAUCAAGCCCAUCGGCGUCCACACGGUGGUGAAGGGCUGGCUGCACCUGACGCUGGCCAAUGUCGGGCACGUGUGUGAGCAGAGAGUGAGGAGUUCCAGUGCGUUGCCACCUGCCAGGUCACGGGUCAUCUCGAACGACAGAGCCGGCCACUUCGAGGGAGGCAGCCUGCUCACGCGGGGGGCGCCCAGACUAAAAAAUGUGGUCCAGGCGCAGAAGCUGGCUGACGUGGACUGUGAGCUGGCUGCCAUGCUGUUCGCGCCCUCUCUGCACGGGAGCGUGGGGCCCCAGGGCGCCGGCCGCGAGGGGGACGCCGUCCGCAGGCGCAAGCUGGAGCGGAUGAGGUCCGUGCGCCUCCAGGAGUCCCGAGGAGAGCCCCGCGGCUGGGGGGCCGGCUUGCUGGCCCAGCAGAGCGCCCGCGCCCAGCACGCCCGCGACCUGCAGGUCAUCGCUGCCUAUCGGGAGCGCACGAAGGCGGAGAGCAUCGCCAGCGUGCUGAGCCUGGCCGUCACCACCAGGCACACCAUCCACGCCACGCUGGGGAGCGCCGAGUUCUUCGAGUUCGCCCUUCGGAACCCCCACAACGUGCAGCACACGGUGACCAUCGAGGUGGACAACGCCGAGCUGAGCAUCGUCUCGGACAGUCGGGAGUGGAGGUCCUUCAAAGACGCGGCCAAGCUGCACACGCCGGUGGAGGAGGACAUGUUCCGCGUGCAGGGCGGCCUCCCCCCGCAGCUCUUCCUGCGGCCCCGGGAGACGGCCCACGUCCCCUUCAAAUUCCAGACCUUCUCUGUGGGGCAGGCCCCCGCGGAGCUGAGAUCUGAGAAGGGCACGGACCCCGGAUCGCCCCAGAAGUGCGGUGCACCGCCAACCAAGCAUGCCAAGGUCGUGUUCCGGGGCAGCGGCGGCAAGCCCCUGGCAGUGCUCUGCCUGACGGUGGAGAUGCAGCCCCACGUGGUGGACCAGGUGUUCCGCUUCUACCACCCGGAGCUCACCUUCCUGAAGAAGGCCAUCCGCCUGCCCCCCUGGCCCACGCUCGCAGGUGCUCCCUUGGGAGGACCGGCCGAGGAGCCCCAGGUCCACGUCCGAUGCAGUGACCCGAACGUCAUCUGUGAGACCCAGAACGUGGGCCCCGGGGAGCCGCGGGACGUCUUCCUGAAGGUCGCUAGUGGCCGAAGCCCGGAGACCAAAGACUUCUUUGUCCUCGUUUACAUGGACCGCUGGCUGGCGACCCCCGUCCAGACAUGGCAGGUCUGCCUCCACUCCUUACAGCGCGUGGACGUCUCCUGCGUCACAGGCCAGCGCACCCACCUAUCCCUCGUGCUUCGGGGGACACAGGCGGUUAGGAGAGUGCGAGCCUUCACCUCACACCCCCAGGAGCUGACGACUGACCCCAAAGGCGUGUUCGUGCUGCCGCCUCACGGGGUGCAGGACCUGCACGUGGGCGUGCGGCCCCGGCGGCCGGGCAGCCGGUUCAUCCACCUCAACCUGGUCGACGUGGACUGCCGCCAGCUGGUGGCCUCGUGGCUUGUGUGCCUCUCCUGCCGCCCGCCUCUCAUUUCCAAGGCCUUCGCGAUCACGCUGGCUGCCGGGGAAGGCAAGGGUGCCAACAAGCAGAUCACCUACACCAACCCCUACCCGUCCCCGCGGACCUUCCGCCUGCUCAGCGACCACCCGGACCUGCUGCAGUUCAGGGAGGACACCUUCCAGGUCGCGGGAGGAGAGACCUACACCAUCGGCCUGCGGUUUGCGGCCCGCCAGAGCGCCGGGGAGGAGGAGAUUCUGAUCUACAUCAACGACCACGAAGACAAAAACGAGGAAGCGUUCUGCGUGAACGUCACCUACGAGUGAAGCGGUGGCCAGAGGGGCAGCGCAGGGCCCGGCUCCCGUUCACCCUCCUCCCCUCGCGCCCUGCCCAGGCCACUGGCGAGCGUGCUGGGCGUGGAGGGGGCGCCGUGCUCCCUGCGGGCUCCGCACCUGGGCCGGCCCCGGGCGUCCCCAGCGAGGGCGCAGGGCCCACACUGCGCGGCUCGUGUCUCUGCCACGGGCAGGGGAAGGCGCUGUUCACGACGUUGGUUUGCUUUUUAGCAAAAUGUGUUUUAUGAAUCAUCUUAAAUGAUAAGAUUAUGUUUUCUUACUGGAUUUUGUACAAACGUGAUUUGCUAUGCAAUGUUUUAUCUUGGUAUUAUUUCAUAUUUUUUUUAAGUUAUGGUGAAAUACUAA
Messenger RNA from Suricata suricatta (meerkat), 5055 nucleotides. RefSeq names its product nephrocystin 4 (gene NPHP4). The record is from RefSeq and is a predicted model, not a curated record. The coding region runs from base 250 to 4683 and encodes 1477 amino acids. Lineage: Eukaryota; Metazoa; Chordata; Mammalia; Carnivora; Herpestidae. Gene Ontology annotation, cellular component: ciliary basal body; cytoskeleton; ciliary transition zone. Gene Ontology annotation, biological process: negative regulation of canonical Wnt signaling pathway; protein localization to ciliary transition zone. The transcript has 31 exons.